Molecule: messenger RNA, 5243 nt
Organism: Astyanax mexicanus (Mexican tetra)
Lineage: Eukaryota; Metazoa; Chordata; Actinopteri; Characiformes; Acestrorhamphidae
Product: leucine-rich repeat-containing protein 49
Exons: 17
Coding region: 348-2396 (682 amino acids)
Molecular function (GO): protein binding
Source: RefSeq, a predicted model, not a curated record
ACCAUUGGCAACCAGGAGGCGCAGCCUGAGAGAAAUAUUAGAACAGCUAGCGUUAGUUAAAUUAGGUUAAAUAUUUUAACGUUUUAUGUUUUAGGGGUUAUUUGUUUAUAAUAAUAAAAUAAAAAUAGCCAUGAACUACCUUUACACACAUUCAGAGCUAAAGCAGAUAUGUUUUACUCUUUAAAAAGAGGGUUAUAAGAAAAAACAGAGCGAGAGCUGCAGUUUAACAGUUAGUUAAUUGACGUUACUGAGCUAACCAACUAGCGUUAGCUAUUUAAGCUAAGAGAAACGCUCCGGCUUUAGGCGGUUUAGUUGAUUUUCUGUAUUUUUAAUUUAUUGUGUUGAAAAUGCGCUCUAAUAAGCAACAGGGCAGCACACCAGGACACUGUUUAACACCCACGGUCAACAGCUACAAGCUACACAUUGCAGCUGUAAAGUCUUUGCUACCUGAAAGACUCUUACAAAGACCUCUUGAGAUGCGGCUUUCAAAGGACCCAACAAAAGCUAACAUGAAUGUCUUGAGAGCUAAUCCACCCAGGCCAGAUAGCAGGCUGUCCAUGUAUUACAGACCCUACCAUUCCCCGAUGCUGGCCUUUGUGAAUGAGUUUGUGAGGUCAGAGCGAGUUCUAUUGCCACCUCCAGCAACUGCCCACUCUGGAGUAAUGGGGGACUUGGGGGCUCAAGCACAUAGGGGAAAGGUCCAACGAGCUAUUCGCAGUGCUGGGGCCAUCUACUCCCACAGCAAAGCUCCUCCCAUCCCACAAAAUGCAGGUGAUGCAGUAUUGCUGAAUGAAAGGCCAUCUCCAGGAUUUCCCAUCAGUUUCUGCUCCAGAGAUGACUGUACAGCCAGCCUUGACAGACUGGAUCUGAAAUGUCGUGGUCUGAUGGAAUUUCCACACCUGGAUGGAAUGAAUAAGCUCCGCCUCCUCAACCUGCAGCACAACCUCAUAUCUGACCUCCCACACCUGGCACACCUGAAGCGGCUUGCAUUCCUUGAUUUAUAUGACAACCGCCUGACCGACAUGUCAGCCAUCUCCUCUCUCUCUGCGCUCCGGGUGCUCAUGCUUGGCAAGAACAGAAUUCAAAGAAUAUGCGGCCUGGACAACUUGACCAAACUCGAUGUGCUGGACUUGCACAAUAACCAGAUUAGUAAGAUGGAGAACCUGUCUCACCUGUCAGAACUGCGUGUGCUCAACCUGGCAGGUAACUGCAUCUGCAGAGUGGAGAACUUGCACGGCUUGGACUCACUGACAGAACUCAACCUCAGAUACAACCAUAUCUCUAGUGUGACGGAGGUGGACCUGCUGUCCUGUCUCCAGCGCCUGUUUCUCAGCUCCAACAGCAUCAGCAGUUUUGAUGAGCUGGCCUGUCUGGGACUCUCCUGCUCUCUGUGCGAGCUCACCCUGGAUGGGAACCCAGUAGCUCAGGAGUCAUGCUACAAACAGGCCGCGCUGCGCUGUGUGCUUCCACUCCGGCUCCUGGACAUGAAGCGCAUCACCGACGAGGAGAGACGCGCAGUGAGUCUUGUAGCGCGAAAGGAGGAUGAGAAGAAGCGCGAGAGCCACAAGCACACUGCUCAUAAGGAGAAGCGUCGCUUGGCAAUCCGCAAUGCAGCGCAACAGUGGGAAGGAUCCAAGAACUGUCUGGAGCUUCCUGCUCAAAACGGAGCCAAGGAAGAUCUCAGCCCUGAGAACAGCCCCGCCCACUGCCCCGCCCAGACCAAUGGCAUUGCUCAAGAGCCUUCACCUGACGAGCUGAGAAAAGACAAAGGGAGUCCAUUCACCCUUUCAGAGCGUCCAGCAGGGGGCAGUGAGAGUAGGUUCCGUUCAACCAGCCGCCCCAACAGCCCCCGAGACCCCAGACUUCAGGAGACGGGGGGUCCUAGCGUGCAGAGUCUGUCGCUGUCGGAGAGCCAUGUGGCUGAGCUGGAUGGGGAGACGGUGCGUCUGUUCGGCCCUGGAGCCUUGGAGGCUCUGGAGAGGGGCUGGGGGGUGCAGACUGCCAGCGCUGUCACCACCAUCACCUUCCGCUACAUUCAGUUUGAUAGCAUCGUCCCCACCCUGCCUCGCAUCCGCCUCAAAUUCCCCAACCUAGUGCAUCUGAUCUUCAUGGAGACUAAUAUAACACGGCUGCUGCAGUUAGCUGCUUUAGCGCAGGUCCGGCGACUGGAACAGGUCACCAUUCACCCAGAGGGGAAUCCAGUAGUCAGCCUGACUCUGUGGAGAGCCUUCCUUAUCUACAGACUCAACCACCUCAGCCUGCAGAAGAUCAAUGGAACUGAGGUGACCUUGAAUGAUGUCAUGGCGUCAGAGCGCCUUUUUGGAACUCUGGGUCACGUUGCUUCCACAGAAACUCCACGCUGUCGUUUGUUGCUGCUACUGGAAGAGUCUAGCUAGGCCGAUUAUCCCACCAAUCCAGCUGCUGCUCAGCUGUAUAUCCUUUAUCACUAGUGAUACUACAGCACAAGGAGUGUGAAGACUAGCAUGUUUCCUUCGACACAUGUGAAGUCAGCCACCACCUCUUUUCCAACUGCUGCUGAUGCAGCAUUUGUGUAUAAUAGUGUUUAAUAUGGUGGACUCUUAUUAGUGUUAUUUCAAUAAUUCAUUCAUGCCUAAUAAAUACUUUUAUUAUGGUAAGGAAAAAUAAUGAAAAAACAUUAAUCAGUGCCUGUUAUUUAUUGUUUUAUUAUUUUUAUUAUUUAUUAUUUAUUGCCCAUUUUUGAAUAUUGAUGUCUAAUUCGAAAUUGUAAAAAAUAAAUAAAAUUGUAUUGUAACAUUUUGUUCCAAUAUUCUUAUCAGAACUAGGCAUAUAGAAUGUAAUGUAAUUUAAUUAAUUAGCAUUUAAAUUUUUAGAUCUGUAAAAGCAAAUAAUUAGCAUUUUUGAAGAAGCUCUUUUAUCUCCAGCACUUUCUGUAAAUUCUGUGGAUUAGGUCAGAUAAAUAAACACAGAUUCACACACUGUCUUGUAAUGAUGCUCUCAGGACUUUUACUGUAUGUCAAUUAGGAACCUCAUGAGUUAAAGUAAAAGACAGAGUGCUUUGAGGAGCUUUACAUACAGCUUUUAAAUGGUCUGUGUCACAUAUUUCUUAAAAUCAUUAUAAAAACUGUUCAAAAUCUGUUUAAAUAUGGACAUGAAUGGGUUAAAUUGGCCUUGCCUGAGAAAUGGACCAGAUUGCUGACUCCCAUCUUCCCCCCUCCGUUCAUCCUUCAACUCCCCCUGACCGCUCACAGCAGUGCAGCGUCCUUGAACUGGACGUGGAAGUGAAUGCCGUUGAUUAAUGGUUCAUUAUUGUAUGAGGGGUCUUGCGGUCACUUUCAGAGAGCCUGAAGUUUCCUCUUUAUAGUCCAGAGGUGUGAGCGUGGUGGUGGUGGCUGCCAGAGAGGAUGCAAGGGUGUGUGUGGGCAUGGAUGUACGGGUGUGUUUGUGUGUGUAAGUUCCUGAGAUAUUUUUAUAGCCCUGGCAGUAGGUCGUGUGUGUAAAUGUGUGCUCAUGGCCUGGUGAUGGCAGGCCAGUGCUUGUUCAAAGCAGCUGCCAUUUUUCAUCCCUUACAGCACUGUACGGACGUGUGUAUGAGAGAGAGAGAGUGAGAGAGAGAGUGAGAGAGAGAGAGAGAGAGAGAGAGAGAGAGAGAGAAUCAGCCGCUGGUUGAGAAUUACCUAAACACCGCAGGCUGUGUUGGCUGAGGCUCCAGUAGGGAACUCUUCAUAUGAAACAUAGUUUCUCAAUGAGCUGCUUCCAGGUAUUCCAGCUGAUACACCUACAGAGCAGCAGUGACUGACUGAGCUUAGACACGCACUGAAGAUUGGAUUAAAGGAGUCGUUUGGCAACAAAAUAAAACAUACACAAUUUCCCUGCCUUACCCCUUACGCCCUUACCCAACAUACAGUACAAGUCAAUAGUGUGGACGCAGCUUAAUUUCAGUGUUUUUUGUAGAUUAAUACUAAAGUCAACCAAAUUAUGAAGCAAAACAUAUGGAAUUCUAUAGUUAACAUAGAUGUGUCAAACAAACCAGAAUAUGUUUUAUUUUUUAGAUUCUUCAAAGUAGCACCUUUUGCAUAGAUGACAGUUUUGCACAUCUUGGCUGGAUUUUCUCAGUCAGAUUUAUGAGGUAGAGUCACCUGGAAUUCAGGCUUUCAGUUAACAGCUGUGCUGAACUUAUCAAGAGUUAAUUGUGAAGAGUGAAGAGGCAGAGUUGGUAUACAGUGAAAUACCCUAUUUGAGUCAUGAUCUAAUCCAUAUAAUGGCAAGAACUACUUAACUAAGUAAAGAAAAAAAUGUAUUUAGGAAAUAAAGAUCAAUCAGCCCAAAAAAUGUUAAGUACUUUAAAAAUAUCAAGUGCAGUCACAUAGACCAUCAAAAACGUUCUGAUGAAACUGACUCUCAUCAGGACCACCCAAUCUUUUUUGGUAGACGUGGAUGCUCUGUGCUCCAGAUCAAAGUAAAAACAAAAAUGGCCAAUCACACUAUUAUUAACAGAAAUUCCAAAACCUGUCUUGGUGUGCCGUUGUGUUGCUACACUUUUGUAAUGCAGCAUAAUUGCCAAAAAGUACAUUUAGAUCUUAGAGCAAUCUAUGAUGCAUUUAAGAUGACAUCUUUUUCUUUUUCAGACUGUGCAAAACUAAAUUCAAAAUAAAUUGAAAACGCCAUUUGAUUGUGCUUUGUAUUAUUUUCCCACAUUUUUCCCUAAUUUUACCUAAUUUUCUAAAAGUUGUAAUUGAUUUAAACUGAAUUACAACGAAUAAUACGACACUAAUAGUGUAUACACACUUAAAACUGCAGUACUAAUUACUUCCUGAUUGGAAGUAAUAUAUAUUUUUUUUUGCUGUUUAGGUCUGUGUAUGGUUGAGUGGUACUGAACAGCAGGCAACUGAUUGGAGUAAUUGUGUAUAGCUAUGAUGUCUGCACUAUUAUCUGCAAACACACUAUUUACUCACAGGAUUUAAAAUUUAAACAUACUGUAACAAUGUGCAACAAUAGGACAUCAGCAGCCAGAGUCUGAGUCUCCCCACAUCACACCCAAAGCUAGGGGUAUUAGUAGUAUAAGACAGAUUGCUGGUUAGAGAGUAAUUAAGCUUCUAAACUGUGAAGAAAAUGGGAUAAAAAAAAAAAAAAAAAACAAUGUGCAACAAUAGCAAUGUGCCAUCUAUAUUGAUGUAAAUAUACAUAUACAGUACCUUAUAAAAAUACAAUACCUUAUCUUCAUAGAUGAAAAUAAUUGAUUGUAUCUAAACUGUUGACUCUGU